Messenger RNA from Maniola jurtina (meadow brown), 7196 nucleotides. RefSeq names its product dnaJ homolog subfamily C member 13 (gene Rme-8). The coding region runs from base 160 to 6819 and encodes 2219 amino acids. Gene Ontology annotation, biological process: regulation of early endosome to late endosome transport; endosome organization; receptor-mediated endocytosis. The record is from RefSeq and is a predicted model, not a curated record. NCBI's taxonomy places the organism in Eukaryota, Metazoa, Arthropoda, Insecta, Lepidoptera, Nymphalidae. The transcript is spliced from 39 exons. Gene Ontology annotation, cellular component: endosome membrane.
AAGUUGUCAAACACAUGUCAAAUUGGUGAUUGGUCGAAUAAUUUUGAGCGAGCUCAUCUUUUUCAUAAUUUGUGAAUGUUUUGUUAAAUAUGCUAAUCCUAUCGGAUACUAGAUGAAAUAUUAAACUUUAUUCGCCUAUCUAAAAAGUGCAAUGAUAAGAUGAUGCCGUUAAAAGACAACCAAGAUGUGGCCACAUUCCUUGUCACAAAACACUCAUGGAAAGGAAGGUACAAGAGGGUUUUCUCUAUUGGUACUCAUGGGAUCACAACAUACAACCCCGAUCGUUUGGAGGUGACCAACAAAUGGCAGUACUCUGACGUUGUCACAUUAGCUUCAGCGAAGCAUUCUAAUCCUGCUAACAACUAUGACUUCACACUUGUCAUGAAGAAGGAUAAGAAAAUUGAUUCAAUGAAGUUUUCUUCAGAACACAAAUGCCUUAUCAUAACAGAGGCUUUUAAGUAUAGGCAUUUGUUUUCUGAGAAACCGAAGGAUAUUUAUAGAUACCACUCAUAUAAACAUCACUGGAGUGGUACUAGACUGCCCAUAGUACUUGAAGUUGGCCCUUGUUCUCUAGAACAAUUAGAUCCUUCAACACACACACUUCUAGCUAGCUACCCCUACAGUGACAUACAAGGCAUUCUCCAAGUUAGGGACAUACCAGGAGGAUUUGUACUAGCCGUGGGGGGCUAUAGCCGGUUACAUCUGUUCUCCAAUGUCCUGGAUCACCAAAUAAUCAUAAACAAGAUGCUAGAAAUGGCCAGUUUAAGUCUAAAUAUCAGUAUUAAAGUGUUGUCCGCAACUAUCACUCUGGAUGACUAUCAUAACCAAAGAUUUGGCAAGUACAGUGGUGAUCAGCACCAGACAUCCCUGAGCGAGUUCAUGGUACACAAAGUGAAUCCGGCGCGACACAUGGAGCCCAUGCGUCGGACACUGUGCCUCUCAGACACAUGCAUAUUGGAGAGAGAUCCACAGACGUACUCAGUAGUAUGUCUGCGGCCGCUGUGCGACGUAUUCGCCCUCGUGCGAGACCCUGAUCACCCACAAAAGUUCUCCAUUGAAUAUCUAAAUGGUCAGACCCGCACGUAUUUAGCAGGUGAAAGGGAUGCGCUACUAGCGUCGCUUGUGGACGGCGUGCGGUCUGCGGGGCAACGCGAUGUUCACGUGCGUUCGUCGCGCACGCCGCGGGGAUACCGCCUCGGCCCUUUGCACCAUCCCGUCGAUGAGGAGACCGAGUCCAACCAUUUACGAUUAUUCCAAAACCCAGUACAAGCAGGGACAAAAGUGAUGUCAAGAGCAGAAGUGAUCGAACGCUUCAACGCCAAUGUCGGAUACAGCGGUCUCAUUUAUUCCGUCAGCCAAGAUGCUCGACCCCUGUUGUGGCUGUUUCUUACGUGGGAUCUUCGUCUAUUCGCGGAAAACAAGGAGAAGUUGAUCACGGGUGCCUUGACUGCUAUCAUGAGCAGUUGUCCAUCGGGCUCCAAUCUACCGCUGAGGGAGCUAGAGGCGCAGUUCCACGCACUACGGCGACUGUGCGCGAGUAAAGUGGGAUUCGCAGCUUUUACUGCUCUCUCUGGGUUCCGGGAAUGGAUGGGCAGCGCGGUGGUGGGUGCGCUGAGACGCGAGUGCAGCGCGUGCUCGCACGCGGCGCUGGACGCGCUGUGCGCGCUGCUGCAGCCCAUGCACGCGGAACCCGACCUGAGGCAGGAGCAACUCAACAAAGCCAGUAUGCUGGCUUCGCAGACGUUCCUCGAGGGCUUGCUGUCUAUGUGGGCCACGCAUGUUACAGGGGGCAGCGGUGCGUUAGUGGUAGCCGCCAUGUUGGAUUUCCUCACCUUCGCGCUGUGCGUGCCGUACAGCGAGACCACGGACGGCAAGCAGUUUGACCAGCUCCUCGAAAUGGUAGCUGGUCGAGGACGUAUCAUUUUUAAACUAUUCGAGCACCCAUCAGCUGCAAUAGUAAAAGGCGCAGGUCUCGUAGCUCGAGCGCUAGUGGAAGAAGGCAGCGGCGGAGUGGGCGCCAAAGUACAAGCCUUAGCCUUAGCUGAGGCGGCCUUGCCGAGACACUUGCUCCACGCGUUGUACACUACCGCCGCGCCCGCGAGAAUGCAGCGCCGGCAUUUGGCCAGGCACCUCGUCGCGCUUUGGCUGGUGGAACACGGGCCUGCUAAUGACCUACUGAGAAGAAUUAUGCCAUCAGGGCUAUUAGCUUUUCUGGAAUCUGUGGAGGCGCCACCAGCAGCAGCUUUAGAAGCAGAGCGUGUCGAAGAGCGGGACAACCUACAGCUGGCGCAAGCGCAAGCGUCCAAUCGACCACGAGCGCCGCACUGGGAGGCCAUCGAGCGACAGGUCAAAUACGUAGAAAAACAUAUUGAGCACUACGCGUCACUAGCCCUGCAGCACUGGGCACAGCGGACGCGCGGCACGGACGCGCGCAAGGAGGUCCGCGAGCGCCCCGUCGUGCUGCGGCGACGCAGGGAGCGCGUCAAGUCCACCGCCAACUGGCCCAUGUUCUACUACCAGUUUCACAGAGAUCAUGCGCUGCCUAAUCUCAUUUGGAAUCAUACUACACGUGAAGAACUACGCAACGCUCUGGAGAACGAGUUGCGUGCGUUCGCAAUGGACCGAGAAGUGGCGGGCGGCGCGCUCACUUCCUGGAACCACGCGGAACUUGAGGUCCACUACCAGUGCCUGCAGAAUGAGGUCAAGAUCGGCGAUUACUACUUACGGAUACUUCUUGAACAGAAGGACAACGAUGAUAGCCCCAUUCGAAAGUCAUAUGAAUUCUUCAAUGACCUAUACCACAGGUUCCUAUCAACACCGAAAGUGGAAAUGAAAUGUAUGUGUCUACAGGCGAUGACUAUAGUCUAUGGCAGAUAUUACGAAGACAUUGGGCCUUUCGCCGAUACCAAAUACAUAGUGCAAAUGUUAGAUAGAACUUGUGAUAAAAUGGAAAGAGAUAGAUUAGUACAGUUUUUAGCCAAAUUAAUUUUACACAAGAAAAAUGUUAGCGAAAUUUUAGAGUGGAAUGGUAUAAGAAUACUGGUAGACCUCAUGACACUGGCGCAUUUACACACGUCGCGCGCGAUGGUGCCGGCGCAGACCAACGUCAUCGAGGGGCCAGCGCAGACGGGCGACGGCGACCGUGAGUGGUACUAUAAUGUCGAGACUGGGGACAAGGUUCAGAGGAAAGGACCUGUUAGUUUUCAGCAGCUAAAAGACCUAUACAAAAGCGGGGAAAUAAACAACAAAACAAAAUGCUGGGCGAACAGCAUGGAAGGAUGGAGGGCUUUAGGAGGCAUUCCGCAGUUACGGUGGAGUCUAGUGGCGAGAGGCGCGCCCGCUCUCACCGAGACAGAGCUCGCCGCUACCAUACUGGAUCUACUUAUCGCCUGUGCGCGGUACUAUCCUAGCAGAGACGAAGAAGACGCAGUGAUAAGACCUUUGCCUCGAGUUAAGAGAAUGCUUUCGGAACCGGCUUGCUUAGCACACGUAGUCCAACUACUAUUGACAUUUGAUCCCAUUCUCGUUGAAAAGGUGGCGACGUUACUAUACGAAGUGAUGCAAGACAACCCCGAGAUAUCCAAAUUAUAUUUGACUGGAGUGUUCUACUUUAUGUUGUUGUAUACCGGGUCAAACUUGUUACCGAUUGCAAGGUUUUUGAGGCUUACGCACAUGACCCAGGCGUUCAGAGCAGAUCAGUCCAAUUCAGAUAUAAUGCAGCGUUCUAUACUGGGCCAGCUAUUACCGGAAGCAAUGGUGUGCUAUUUAGAAAAUCAUGGUUCAGAUAAAUUCGCACAGAUCUUUCUUGGUGAAUGGGAUACCCCUGAGGCGAUAUGGAACUCUGAAAUGAGGCGCAUGUUAAUAAUGAAAGUAUCGGCUCAUAUCGGCGAGUUCACGCCGCGCCUGCGGGCGCACAUCGCGGCGCGCUACCCCUACCUAGCCAUCCCCGCAGUGCUCUACCCGCAGCUGCGCAACGAGCUGUUCUGCAACAUGUUCUACCUGCGACAUCUGUGUGAUACCCAGAAAUUCCCUGACUGGCCUAUACCAGACCCGGUAGGUCUUCUGAAAGACGUGCUAGAGGCGUGGCGUCGCGAGGUGGACAAGAAGCCCUCGUCUAUGACGGCGGAGCAGGCCUACAUCGCGCUAGGCCUCGAGCCGGGGACGCACGAUGAAGCAGCAGUACGGAAGGCCUACUACCGUCUGGCACAGCAGUUCCAUCCGGAUAAAAAUCCUGAGGGACGGGAUCGUUUCGAGGCAGUGAAUCAAGCGUACGAGUUCCUGUGCAGUCGGAACGUAUGGACUGGCGAUGGACCCAAUACAAACAACAUCCUGCUUAUUCUGCGCACGCAGACCAUAUUAUUCCAAAGAUAUUCUGAAGUAUUGUCUCCGUACAAAUACGCGGGCUACGGUGCGCUGCUACGCACGGCUCGGCUAGAAGCGGAGGCCGAGUCUCUGUUCGCGCGCGACACCGCACUGUUGCCGGCCGCGUGCGAGCUCGCGCACGCCACGCUCGCCUGUUCCGCCCUCAACGCUGAGGAACUCUGUCGCGAACGCGGCCUCGAGGUGUUACAAGAGGCGCUCUCACGCUGUGUGUCGGUGCUGGGAGGCAGCAAGGAGGGCAGCACCGCGGCCGCCGUGUGCAUGCACUGCGCGCGCUGUUUCGCGGUGGCCGCGCGCUUCCCGUCGUGUCGCGCCGCCGCCUCGCAGCUGCCGCAACUCUGCGCCGACAUCGUGCCGCUGCUGAGACGACCGGAGUUAGGAGAGACGGCGUGUGCAGGCGCGGAGGCGGUGGCGGCACUAUCCGCAGACCCGCAGUGUCGCGUGCGGUUCGCGCGCGCGCACGUGUUGCACGCGCUGCUGCCCGCGGUCCUGCGCUACGACUACACGCUCGCCGAGUCCGGUGUACCCAACGAGGGAGAUAAUAAACAGGAAGUGGCGAAUCGCCUAGCGACGCAAUGCGUAGCAGCGCUUGCGGCGUUGUACGGGCCGCACGAGGAAGCGAGCGAAGUGGACGACGAUGUUCGUCGCGCGUUACAUGCCUUGCUCACACCACACCUGUGUGAGAAGUUGGACAGCUCCGAUACACAUGAGCUUCUCAAAACGCUGACUUCCAACUGGAAAACGCCGUACCUUGUGUGGGACAACAGUACCCGAGCGGAAUUGCAAGAGGCGCUUCGAAAUCGGCCCACUGGUGAAGAUGAGCCAUUGGUACCUCUGUUGCAAUACUCCGCCCAUGAAGGCCUACUUUCCGUCGGUGGCGUCUACUUGGACAUUUACAACGAACAGCCCGACUUCCCUAUUGAGAAUCCCCAACAAUUUGUGUUGGAUCUGCUCAAGUUUAUCGAAGAGGAGACUCAGGCUGACGUGGUGGAGGAGAAAGCGGAGCCCCUCACAUUAGCGUUGAAUGCACUCGCCAAUUGUAUUAUAAAAAAUCCUGGCGUAGAAAUCCAGUGCAUCGGACACUUCGGCCUAAUAUUCGGUCUGAUGUCGGCUCGAGCCUUGCCUCAAGCUUCCGAAGCGGCGGUGCAAGUAGUCGGGGCCGCGGCGCGCAGUCGAGAGUGUGUGGAGGACAUAGCGGCCGGGGCUUUGCUGGGACAUCUACUGCCGCUGUUGACUCCCACUCGACCAGACGCGUUGAACGCGCUCGCUGCUUUGCUCACUGCCACGCCUCUGGUACGAGAGGCUUUGGCUAAAGGUGCUGUGAUAUACUUAUUAGAUUUAUUCUGCAACUGUAAGAUACCGGAAAUAAGAGAGAUGGCCGUGGACCUGCUCGCACGAAUGAUGGCUGACAAAUUACACGGACCAAAGGUUCGUCUCACGAUAUCGCGGUACGUGCCAAGUGUAUUCGCCGAGGCCAUGCGGGAGGCGGGCGCGGCGGGCGCGUUACAUACAUUCGACGCGGCGCACGAACACCCCGAACUAGUCUGGGGCGACGAACUUAGAGCGCGCGUGCGUGCUAACCUAGCACAGUUGCGAGAUAGGCAUUAUACAAACCAAAUCCGGGACCCAUCAGUAUUAUUCGAAGACCGCGACCCGACGGAGACGGGCGAGGAGGCGUGGGCGCCGGCCGGCGAGGUGGUGGUGGGUGGCGUGUACCUCAAGCUGUUUCUGCAGAACCCCACGUGGAGCUUGCGCAGCCCCAAGCGCUUCCUGCAGGAGCUGCUCACGGAGACCCUCGCCUCGCUACACAAGGACUCUUCCGAGGGCAGCAGAGGAGACACGUGCGCGCGCGCGUUAGCGGCGCUGCUGCGCGCGCGGCCCGCGCUGUGCGAGGCGUGCGCGCAGCUGGGAGAGCUGCCCCGCCUCGCGCGGCUAUUGCCGGCGUGCCCCAAACAUGCCGUGCCUGUACUAGCUGCGCUGGCGCAGACUCAGGCGUGCGUGCUGGCACUCAGUCAGACGGACGUGAUGUCGGGGCUGAAGACGGCCGUGAAGACGUGUCGCGAGGUGGUGGGCGCGGCCUGCGACGCGCUCUGCUCCAUCUUCAACAGCACCGUCAACACGGACAAACUCGUUCUGCAGGCAUUAGAAUCGGAGCUGGUUAGCGAGUUGCUGUCAGUACUAGAGGGGAGGAGUAUAGAGGGCAGCGCGGCGGCGCGCGUGGUGGGCGCUCUUAAGGCCAUGUGUCGCAGCGGCGCGCACGCGGAGCGAGUGCGAGCGUUGUUGGCGCGCUCGCCGGUGUGGGAGCAGUACUCUGCGCAGCGGCACGAUCUAUUCAUAUCUGCGCCGCAGCAUCAUUCCAUUGCGGCGGCGCCGCAGACCGCCGGCUACCUGUCCGCGCCGCCGUCCGCGCCGCCCGCGCACCCGCCGCCGCUCGACUGACCGACUCGCGCCGAGCCGUGCACUGAGACGAGUCUACUGCUCACUAGCUCAGAGAUCUCAUGUUCUUAAUUAUUCACACACAAAAAAUAGUGAUACCAAACUUUUUGGAUGCUUCACAGUUAAUUCUCGAACUUAAAGAAGUAUAUAAUGCGUGAAAAAUGAGUUCUCACGCGCCAUUUUACCUUUGUGUGAAGUGUCAUGUCAAAAGUACGUUAGUUAGUUAUAAUUUUUAUCCCCUUGAGGAAAGACAAAAGUACGACGUUGGUUAUUUAUUUUAAAGGUAAACCGUAAUUUUGACGUGACAGUUGACCCAUAGAGUCAAAAUGGGGCGCGAGAAGUAAUUUUGUAUGGACUAUACAGCUCUAGCAACCUAUACG